AAGUGAUAAGUGAAUUAUUAACAAUGAAUAAAAUUUUGUUGUUUGCGUUGAUAUCCUUUUGUGGUAUUGUCGUAAACGCUCAAACUUUUCAAUACUCUCGAGGUUGGACUAAUGGUAAACGCUCGAAUCUUGUUGUCACAGACAUGCCACCACCAUCAAGACAAAUGAUCCAAAAUUCUAUGCCACAAGUGCUGACAAUCAACGAUCUGAAUAAUCGUGAAAGAUUGAUACAGCACAUCAUUAAGAACCCGUGCGACUUAAGAAUGGCGUUAUUGAGUCACAACAUACAGCUGAAUGAUGAUCACAUGUCACCAACAGCUAACGAAAUCGAUGAUGACGUUGUUGAUCGUUUCAAAAGAGAUCUGAUGAAUCAUUAAAUUCUGUAACGACAAGUGCCACUCACUCUUUCCAUCCGUCACUAGUAAUCUUGGAAAAUCUCUAAAAGCAGAUUUUAUUUUCAUGGUAAAUUAUAUUAAACUGUAAGAUUCAAUGAAUGGGCAAAUGAAUAAACGCUUUUAAGAGGCUGCA
Molecule: messenger RNA, 528 nt
Organism: Clunio marinus
Lineage: Eukaryota; Metazoa; Arthropoda; Insecta; Diptera; Chironomidae
Source: the annotation of a GenBank genome assembly